CAGGCUUCUCUCUGUAAACACUAAAUUUUCAUUAUGGAGCAUGUGAAAGAGAAUGUCAUUGAAGAACAUGUCUCUGUUAAUACGAAAAUGUAGAUUUAAUAAGUAUUGGAAAUGCGGAGAUUUUGUAAAUUUAUCGAGAAUUCACGAAUUACAUGUCUCAUCAGCAACUAGACUAAAACUUACAAGACAUUUAUGCGGCACGCACGCAAGCCCACAAAUUUUAAAUGACAAAGUUAGAAGAUGCUUAGAUUAUCUCGGAAAUGAAUACAAAAGUGGAUCCUGGGAAAAUAUUAAUGAUCUCGGAUUGAUUGAUUUGAGUGCCUCUAGCAACUUGUUAAGUAAAAGAGUGCAACUUGUAGAAAAUAUUCGGGAUUUACAAGAACUAGCAAAAGAAGACACAGAGAUGAAGAAAUUGGCAACAGAAGAAGAAAAUUUGUAUAAGGAACAAUUAAAAGAACUUGAUGAGAAAUUGUUAAACGUGAUGUUGACUUAUAUUUGCAAAGAACCCUGCAACAGCAUUCUGAUUGAAAUAACAGCAGGUGUUGGUGGUCAAGAAGCAAUGUUAUUUGUUAAAGACUUGUACAAUAUGUAUAUAAAUUACGCUAAGUAUUUAGGUUUAAAUCACGAUGUAAUUGAUUUAGAAACAACUGAUAACAAUGGUAUUAGACAUGCUACCAUUAUGGUAUCUGGUGAUCAAGCUUUUAAAUUUAGACACGAAGGUGGUGUACACCGAGUGCAGCGAGUGCCAGCUACAGAAAGGUCUGGACGAAUGCACACCAGCACUGCCACGGUGGCUGUAUUACCGGCGCCGUCAGAAGUGGAAAUCGCAAUCAAUCCAAAAGAUUUGAGGAUAGAAACGAAAAGAGCAUCCGGUGCGGGUGGUCAGCAUGUAAAUACCACAGAUUCGGCAAUAAGAAUAACUCAUGUACCGAGCGGACAGGUGGUGACCUGUCAGAUACACAGAUCACAGAUCAAAAAUAAAGAAACGGCAAUGACAAAACUGAGGAGUGUACUGUACCAACAGCAAUUAAAUCAGCAGACAUCGGUCAUCAGCAAACAAAGACGGGAGCAGAUGGGAAUGGGAUUGAGGAAUGAGAAGAUUAGAACUUACAAUUAUAAUCAGGAUCGUGUAACCGAUCACAGAUUACAAAAUGGAACAUUACACAAUCUAACAGAGUUUAUGCAAGGUGGAGCGGCACUGGAAGAUUUAGAAAUUAGGUUACACAAGGAAAUACAGAUAAAGACUCUGUUAGAUGUAAUAAAAAAGUUGGAGAUAUAAAUUUAAA
Pseudomyrmex gracilis is the source of this 1286-nucleotide messenger RNA. RefSeq names its product peptide chain release factor 1-like, mitochondrial (gene mRF1). The record is from RefSeq and is a predicted model, not a curated record. Gene Ontology annotation, molecular function: translation release factor activity. Lineage: Eukaryota; Metazoa; Arthropoda; Insecta; Hymenoptera; Formicidae. The transcript has 2 exons. Gene Ontology annotation, biological process: translational termination. The coding region runs from base 53 to 1279 and encodes 408 amino acids.